GGAUCCGGCCCCGGCGGCGGCGGCGGGAGGGCGCCGUGCGCCGCGCUCGGCCAUGGGGCGCCCGGUGCCCCGCGCCCUGCUGCUCGCCGCCGCCGCCGCGCUCCUCGCCGCCGCCGGGGCCGUCACCCGCCUCCGGGUCUCCGCCAACUUCGAGUGCCGGGCCAGCGCCGACAGCACGCUGAGCAGGCCCCACUGCCGCCGGGCCGCCCGCGCCGGGCCGCCGCUGGAGCCGCCCGCGCUGGUGCUGAGUACGGCGCUCCUGUGCCGGCGCCCGCAGCCGUGCCAGCCGUGCCUGCGGGUGCGCCUGGCCCUCCCCGCCGCAGGGCUCGGCGGCGUCCGCGGGCUGCAGCUCGACUUCCUGGAGCUGGACUCCAACAGGGCCGGCUGGCUGCAGGUGUGGAGGCGGCGCGGGGCGCGGGGCGGCGUGCCGUGGCGGGUGCGGUUCGACUGCUUCCCCGCGCAGAGCGGCCGGCGGGUCCUCGUCUCCCUGCGCACCAUCCCCGACCGCGGCUUGGCCCUCAGCCGGAGCCACCUGGUUGCCACCGAGCCGCCGGGCCCCGUGUUCACCCACGCCUGGGUGCCUGAAGCGCGGGCCAUCGAGGUGUCCGUGCCCCGCGGCCCUGCCCUGAUGGUGCGGCUGUGCCACCAGCUGGCCCUGGAGUGCGAGGAGCUGCCCAGGCCCUUCCACCAGCAGGUGCUGGUGCCGGGGGGCCGAUGCGUCCUGCUGCCAUACGAGUUCCUGGUGCCCUGCCUGUGCAUUGAGGCCUCCUACCCGCACCGCGACAGCCUGCGCAGCAAGAGGUGCCCUUUCCAGGAGCAGCCAGCGGCCUACGGCCCCGAGCUGUGGUCCUCGGUGCGCUUCCACGACUACAGCGCCAGCAGCAAGGACCAGAUGGCGAUGGGGCUGAGCGGCCGCUGCCCGCUGCGCCCUCACGCCGCGCUGUGCUGGAGGGAGGCGGCGGCCGGCGCUGCGCCCUGCCACGACAUCCCCAACUCCACGGCCAGCGAGGAGGAGCAGGCCUACGUGCUGGACAAGGUGGACGUGCACCCGCAGCUCUGCUUCAGGUUCUCCUACGGGAACAGCAGCCACGUGGAGUGCCCCCACCGGCCAGAGACCGCCUGGGAGGUGUCACUGAGCGCCCAGGGCCUGCGCCUGCGCCUGCGCCUCGCCUCCAGCGUGCCGGCCGCCUUCAGCGCGGCCCUGUGCCAGCCCCAUGGCGGGCAGUGCCAGCCCCAGGGCCCCGUCUACACCGUCACGCGGGCGGAGGGCUCCACUGCCGGGGAGCUGGCGCUGCUGCUGCCGCCGGCGCCCGUCCUGGGUGGCUGCGUGCUGGUGUGGCGUUCGGACGUGCGCUUCGCCCGCAAGCGGCUCCUCUGCCCCGACGUCUCUCGCAGGCGCUUUGGGCUGCCGGCGCUGGCGCUGGCGCUGGUGCUGGCCGUCGCCGUGCUGCUCCGGAGCCGCUGCAGCGCCGGGAGGCCGGCCGCGGGUGAGGGCCGCGGGGCGCGGGGCGGGCGCGGGGGGCGGCCCCCCGGCAGGCCGUCAGCGGCACCCCCCUCGCCCGCAGGCGCCGGGGGCCGCCGGCCCGUGCUGCUGGUGUACUCGCCCGACUCGGAGGCGCACGCGGGGCUGGCGCGCGCCUUGGCGGAGCUGCUGCGCGCCGCGCUGGGCUGCGACGUGCGCCUCGACCUGUGGGAGUCGGGCGGCGUGGGGCGCCUGGGGGGGCUGCCCUGGCUCUACGCCCAGCGGGCCCGCGUGGGCCGCGAGCGGGGCACCGUGCUGCUGCUCUGGAGCCGGGGCAGCGCCCGGCUGUGGCGGGGCGCCGGGGCGCCGGGGGCCGCCCACGACGUCUUCGGCGCCGCCAUGGCCUGCCUGCGGGGCGAGCUGGGGGCGGCGGGGGGCGCGGGGCGGCCCGGCGGCUGGGUGCUGGCCUACUUCAGCCGCCUCUGCGGCCCCCGCGACGUGCCCCGGCCCCUGCGGCCCCUGCCCACCUACCGCCUGCCCCGCGAGCUGCCCCGGCUCCUGGGCGCCCUGCGCGGCCCCCGCCGGGCCCCCCGCUGCCUCCGCGCCCGCGGCCUCCUGCGCCGGCUGCUGGAGGCGGGGGGCGGCAAGGGGGCUGGCGAGGAGCCCCCCCCCGGGCGCCCGGGGUUUGGCCCCGCCGCCGGCACAUGAGCGCCGGCGCCGGGGCUGAGCUGGGCAGAGCUUGGGCACCGGCGGGGCCGGGCCCCAGCGUUGUGGGCAGAGCCGAGGCCGCAGCCGCCCUGACGCCCCGGUGAGGGGCUGGUGCCACCCGCCGAGGAGGGCGGUCGGGCCGGGUCGGGGCGCAGAAGAGCUUUGCCCACAGUGAAGACUGCACAUGCUGCGGGGACCCCGGAGGUGCCAGCGCGGCGAUGGCGGAGGAGCAGGACCGAAAUCAGCGGGCCGGGCCCUAUGGAGCAGCGACGGUGGAGCGGGGAGCGCGGCGCAGGGCACUGCCGGCCGGGCGGAGAGGCGCCGGCCAGGAGGGAGGCACUGCCCCGGGGCAGGGCAGAGACAGCUGCGUGUCCCUCCUGGCGCCGGCGUGGGAGGAGAGCCGGCGUGGGAGGAGAGCCGGGGGCCCCCGGGGGCCCCUGGGGCCGGGCGAGGGGCCCGGGAGGCACCAAAGGGAUGACGUGGCGGGGCUCUGGCUCCGUUUUGCAGCUGAAGCUUUGUAAACUGGAGCAGAAUAAAGACAGCGGUUGCCCCUC
This is a messenger RNA of Dromaius novaehollandiae (emu), 2724 nucleotides long. RefSeq names its product interleukin 17 receptor E (gene IL17RE). NCBI's taxonomy places the organism in Eukaryota, Metazoa, Chordata, Aves, Casuariiformes, Dromaiidae. Gene Ontology annotation, molecular function: interleukin-17 receptor activity. The transcript has 15 exons. The record is from RefSeq and is a predicted model, not a curated record. Bases 53 to 2170 code for a protein of 705 amino acids.